CUGAGCCCCCCGCCGAUGUUCCCCUGCCCGGACGAGGCGCCCGCGGGGACAGCGGGGUCGCCUGGGGGGGGUGGCAGCGCUGCCAUCGAUGCCACCACCGCCAACGGGGACCUGGGGGCCGCGUCCCCCGGGCCGCCCCCCGCCUCGCCCGCCAGCGCGGGGUCCCUGGACACGGCGUCGGUGUCCAGCGAGGACCCCCCGGACACCGAGCCCGGCCACGGCGACGGGACCCCGGUGACAGUGUCCGUGUCCAGCGAGGACCCCCCCGAGCCCAACCCCACCCACGGCGAGGGGACCCCGGUGACAGUGUCCGUGUCCAGCGAGGACCCCCCCGAGCCCAACCCCACCCACGGCGAGGGGACCCCGGUGACAGUGUCCGUGUCCAGCGAGGAGACCCCAGAGCGCGACCCCCGCGCCGCGUCCGCGGGGACAGCGGUGACCCCGGACCCCUCCGGCCGGGGGGGUGACGGCGGCGCGCGGGGGGGCCCCGAGGGCAUCGCCACCUCCCUGGUGUCGCUGAUUCUGUCCGAGGCCGUCGCCAGGGCCACCGGCAGCGCGUCACCGGAGCCGGGCACAGCCGCGGCCACCAGCGGGGAGGGCCCGAUGUCCCCAAGCCCGGGUGUCCCCCGCGAUGUCCUGCGGCGUCCCCGGGAGCCGGGACAGCCCGGCGGGGACGGGGGACAGCGCGGGGACAGCGGGGACAGCGCGGAUGCGGAGCCGCGGGGCUGUCCCGGGACACCGGAGCGGGACACGAGCCGGGACACGAGCCAGGACACCCCGCGCGGUGAAUCCCCCACCCAGGACCCCCCCGCCGAGCCCCUCAGCACCCCCUGAGCCCGCGGGAAACGGGGGCAUCUGCCCCAAAUUCCUUCCUCGGGAUGCGCCUCCUAACCCCCCCCCUUCCCGUCCGAAAUAAAGGUGGGAAAUGCGA
This is a messenger RNA of Pipra filicauda (Wire-tailed manakin), 931 nucleotides long. Its product is annotated as collagen alpha-1(I) chain-like. The coding region runs from base 16 to 834 and encodes 272 amino acids. The transcript is spliced from 2 exons. The record is from RefSeq and is a predicted model, not a curated record. NCBI's taxonomy places the organism in Eukaryota, Metazoa, Chordata, Aves, Passeriformes, Pipridae.